ACGAAACACGAAACUAUAAUAGCUUCUUUAGUUAGCCGUAGUGUUUGUAAUAAGAUCUAGAUCUCGACUCUAGAUCUAAUAAUUUUCUUUGAAUUUCAAAUCAGUUACUUACCAUGUCAACUGGGCGAGGGAGAGCUCGUGGUCGUUCUAAAGGCAUCAAUGACCUAGAAUACACUUCACCUGGAGGCUUGGCUUCCAGAAACUGGGCAGCUGAUGUUGAUGAGAAAGAGAGUGCAGACGGUGACGCUGGAUCCAGUGAUGGGGGGAGCCAUGUCACUGCUGUUGUGAACGGAACUGCCGCUGUGCAAGCCACCCUCUCCCUCACUGAUAUGAAGUCCAUCUUUGAUGACCCUAGGACCUACAGCGACCAGAACGACGUCAAGAAAAUCCUCACAUGCGCCAAACAUUUUGUGAGGACAGAAGAAGAUGUCAAGACAUUAGCCUCACUUAUAUAUAAUAAAGUUUUAGAUGAUUCCAGCCUUGCGAAAAAAGGCUCUGAAAUUUGUGAUAGUUUGACUUGUGUUGAAGUAGGAGCUGUUAAAUUUAGGAGUUGUUUGUUAGCACUAGUCCAGUCAGAUUACAAAGCUCGUAAAGAGUUGAUCCUUAAAGAUCCUACCAGGUUUUGUUGUUUUCUUGCAUUCCUGUGUGAAAUUUUUGGCAUCAUGCGGACGGCGACAGAUGAGGUUUUCAAGCCUCUUGUGAAACCAAUAUUUGAUUGCUUUAACCUCUUGUUGGGUCGAGAUGACACGACUGAAGAUGAUUAUGAUCACAGGGGAGGGGGCGAUGACACCAUUGUCAAUGACGAUGCUUGUGAGAUAUUUUCUGAGAAGCUCCAGUCUAUUGGGAGGCUGUUGGAAGAGAAUGCAGAGGAACAAAUGCUGCAAUUGAUUGACAACAUUAGGACAUGUAUCAUAAAUAGCAGGAGUUCCCCCAGGGUUCGCUGCUCCCUGCUGGAGGCCGUGGAAGCUUAUGCCAGAGGGUGGGAGAGUGCCAAGAAUGAAACAACCAGAUUUUAUUGUGAUAUGGCUGUGGGCAUCAUCUCAGGGCUUGUCUUGUAGAUCAUUGGUGUACCUUUGUGUGGGACAAAGCCAGCUCUUUUUUUUUGUAUAUACAAAUCUGAGAACCUUUGUCAUGUGUCUGGGUAUAGUUUGAUGGUAAAGGUGAAUGAAAUCUUUCAACCUGGUCUCAAAUUUUUAAAAGUUGACUAUAAUAAAUGUGUGUUUGUCGUUAAGAUUGACUUUGCCAACAGUUAUAGGUUUCAAAUUUUUAAUAAGGAUAAUUUCAUGAGAGAAAUUUUAAUUAAUUAUGUUGAUGUACUUUUGUUUAUAUGCAUUGUCAAAUUGAAAUGAAAGUAAUCUAUAGUGCGGAGUUACAAAGUAAGCUUUCCCUUAACUGGGCGUGACAUAAAAAAAACUAAAACUAUUCCCAACAAGCUGCAGCUAACCUGAAAAUGAAUACUUUUCUUGUUUUUUUUUCUUCUUUAAAACAACAUUCAUGUAUAUUAAGAUCACUUGACCAUGUUUAAAUCAGGUCCUGGUGAAUGAAUUGAACUGUCAGGCCAGUUUGUAACAUGACACCUGGCAAAUCUUGUAAAAUAUUUUAAUACAAAUCACCCAACCGUUUUACCCCCAAAUAAACAAAUUUGGCAGGUAACUAAUACUGUUGUAUUGCUGUACAUUAGCAUUGAUAAAUCUUUCACUCUUUAUAAAAUAAUUCAUGCAUGGUUGCCUAGGUAACUGCUGCAAUUUUGGAAAAA
Messenger RNA from Physella acuta, 1756 nucleotides. Its product is annotated as CBP80/20-dependent translation initiation factor. Gene Ontology annotation, cellular component: cytosol. The record is from RefSeq and is a predicted model, not a curated record. Gene Ontology annotation, molecular function: protein binding; RNA binding; translation activator activity. Gene Ontology annotation, biological process: regulation of translational initiation. NCBI's taxonomy places the organism in Eukaryota, Metazoa, Mollusca, Gastropoda, Physidae.